Tupaia belangeri chinensis (Chinese tree shrew) is the source of this 14274-nucleotide messenger RNA. RefSeq names its product dynein axonemal heavy chain 14 (gene DNAH14). Gene Ontology annotation, biological process: microtubule-based movement. Gene Ontology annotation, cellular component: dynein complex. Gene Ontology annotation, molecular function: dynein light intermediate chain binding; minus-end-directed microtubule motor activity; ATP hydrolysis activity. Lineage: Eukaryota; Metazoa; Chordata; Mammalia; Scandentia; Tupaiidae. The record is from RefSeq and is a predicted model, not a curated record.
AUGACCAUUCUUGAGACAUUUAUAUCUAUUGAUCUGGCAACUGUAAAUUGAAAGAUGAACAAGAAGAGCAACACAAAACCCAGACUUUUAAAGUAUAAAAGGCCAAAAUACAAAGAUGUCAUAUUAUCAGAGAAUCGACAGACUGAAAUACCAGAAAAAGAAACAUCAAAAUAUAAAACAGUUAGAACAUUUUCUCUGUCUUUAAAGUCAGAGAAAACAGAAGACAUUUAUGAAGAUUACUAUAUAGAUUACCUUAAAGAAAGAAUAACUCGACAACAUAUAGCUGCUCUCGAACUAGCUUCGCAGAAGAAGAAAGAGACAUCAAAGAGAAAAAGGGAUCAAACACAGGCUUGUCCAAAUGUUAGGAAGGCCCGGCUUAGGUCUUUUGAAAGAACAGAACCAGAAGAUAACGAUGUGAUAAGACAUAUUAUUAGGUUAAGAGAAAAGCUUGGUUGGCAAACUGUAUUACCACAGCACAGUUUGAAAUGUGAUAGUUCCAAGAUUGCAACUCCAAAAUUUACUCUAAAGGAAACUUUGAAAGAUGAUGGCGAAUAUGUAUACUGCUGUCCUCGGAGUAAUCCUAAAGCCAUUUAUAAUCCAUACGAUCUCCAGGUAGUCUCUACCCAUAUAGCUAGACAUUGCAGAGAAUUCUGGAUUGUUACCGCUUCGUUUAUCUCCAAGGUUACUAAAAUAGGUUGUGGUACAGAAGAAGUAGAGCUUAUACCCGUUUUGGAAUGGCUAUCAGAAAGACGACUUUUCUAUUCAUUACAGCAAUUCAAUGUAUUUUCCAAUUUCCGAAUUAAUAAAGCAUUUGUUACCUGGAAAUUGAAUGUUAAAAGAAUUAGGACAGAGAAGAGCAGGUCACUUUUGCAACGCCAUCUAUUUUGGGCUAAUGAGUAUUUUCAAGCCUGUUUGUUUUAUAUAAAAGGACUUUGUGAAGAUGCAAUUAAUCUUACAAAUUAUAAUGGACAUGAAGAUAACCCAUCUGCCAUAUGCCUUGUAAAGCUGGAUAGUUCUCGAACAUAUUCUCUGGAUGAAUUUUGUGAUGAACAAUUACAGCAAGUUACUCAGGCACUGAAACAAUUUGAGAAUAUCAGAAACGAAGCAAUUUUAGAGAUAAAAAAUACAAUUUUAAAGGUUGCAGAAAAGGAAGAAAUUAAGGAGUAUUUUGAGUCAAAACUCUCUUCUGAUGACAUAGUGCAUUUCAAGUUGCCUAAAUAUCGACGUCUAUUAGAAACAAUUUUCAGAUUUCUGACACUGGUUGACUACAUAUUUCAGGAACUCAUCCGUCAACUUAUGAACAGUGCAGUCACGCUACUUUUGGAAUCAUUUAAUAAUUCUGCUGAAAUGCCAUUCUCAAUAGAAAAAAUAAAUGAAAACCUCAUCAGAACAUUCAAAGAAGACCUUUUUCCUACUGAAAAGAAAAAAAAUGAUUGUGAAGAAUUUGAAACUAAUUCAAAUUUGCAUGCUAUUUCUGUUCCAAAGUCAGAAGUAAAAACAGACACUGAGAUUAAUAAGAUUUUGAGUGGUAUUAAAGAGGGGAAGGAUUGGAGAAAAUCAUAUGCCCCAAUAUUUGAAGUAAAUCUACACUUACGAGUUCCUGAGAGUGAUUCUCCAGAAGGUUCUAAAGAGACAUGUUCCAAGGCUAACCAAUACCCUGAAAAAUGUGAGAUGUGUGAAGAUGAAAUGUCAGUAAAUGAAGAUGAUUUUGCCAAAAAUAACUCAAAUGAAGAAUUGUUCUCCAAAGCUAGGAAAUCAAAGAAAUUCCGUUACAGUAUUGAAACUAUUUUUUCAGACACAGAAAUUGUGACCGAGUUUGAGCAUAAAUACCUGUAUGAUGAAUUUUCAGAAUUCCCUACAAAUCUCUUUAUGGAGCCCAGCAGAUUAGAGUUUUCGAUAAAAAUUCAAAAUAUGGUGACUAACAUUGAACAACGUAUAACUACAAUUACUCCUCUUUGCCAAGAUUGCCGCCUGACUACCUUUACUGAUAUGGUUUCAAUUAUGGAUUUACCUAACAAGAAAGAAAGCAUAAUGAUAAACAAACAGAACAGAUGGCCAGAUUGUAAUAUCCUUUUUGAAGCAGAUCCUGACUACCAAAACAAAAUUGUCAGUCUCCUAGCUAUUAUUGGAAAUUCAAUGGGCAUAGUAAAUGUUUACAGCUACAAGUUUAUAAAGUAUUGUACCAUGGUGGAGGAGGCCAAAAUCAUGAGUAUAAAAAUGUCAUCCAUGGGAGAAUUAACUUCAACAGAGUUUAAAACUAUACUAAAUACAUUCAGAAGCUAUCUUAGACAAAUCGUGAAUAUGACUAUUGAGAAACGCAUUGGUAUUUUCAACAUCAUAAGUCUUGAUUACCAGUCAGAAUGCUUACCAUAUGUUGACAACAUAGUCCGUAUGACCAAUACCCGAUUGCUAUCUGUAAUUGACAAAAAGAAUGCAAAUCUAUUGGAAGUUAUAGAAUCAUCUUUGCAACAGUUGGAAAGUGAUCCCACUGAAAUAGAGGAAUUUGUGGAACAUUUUACUUUUUUGGAUUCUAUUUCCUCAAAAAUAAUAAAAUUAGAAAAAGAGCAUCAAACAAUUUCUCAGCUAUAUUCUGUUGCAAAGCUUUAUCAGAUCUACAUUUCAGAAGAGCAACUUGCCAUAUAUAAAAUUCUCCUUAUCAAGUUUAGUCAACUAAAAACAUCUAUGAAGCUAAGCAAAACAAAUAAAGAAGCUGUAAUAACUAAAUUCAGAGAUAAUUUGGAAGCAUAUAUCACUGGUCUACGAGUUGAUGUUAGUAAUUUAAAAGUCAAAAUAAGAACUCCUAUUCUGUUAUUGGCUGGUACUAGAGUAACAAUAGCAAAGGAAAUGAUUCGGACUCUGUCAGAGGAAGCUACAAGUUUAGCUCACAAAGCUAAAGCAUACUCAAACUGUCACGACCGUUUUGAAGAUUCCCAAUCGCAUAUGCAUUCCCUUAAUAUGGAAGAAAUUAUACAGCUUGUGCUUUCAGAGGUCUCUGACAUUGAAUGUGACUUAAGCUUAAGGAAAACACUAUGGGAAACACAAGAGGAGUGGGGAACACUCUUUUGUGAAUGGAGAAAUUGUACUCUUCAAAGUAUUGAUGUAGAAUCGGUACAGAGAUACGUUUCCAAAUGGAUGCACACAAUCUCUAUACUAGAAAAAGGUUUACCUAAAAAUGAUAUGGUAACACAUCUUAAACAAUCAGUGACCGAUUUUAAACAAGAGCUGCCUAUCAUCACAGCUCUGGGAAACCCAUGUCUCAGGCCAAGGCAUUGGGAGGCUCUUCAGGAGAUUAUUGGAAAGUCAGUUUCCCUUGAUAAAAACUGUACAGUAGAGAAUCUUCUAGCCCUCAAGAUGUUUCAGUAUGAAAAUGAAAUAAAUGACAUAUCAACCUCAGCAACUAAUGAAGCUACUCUUGAAAAAAUGUUAUUCAAGAUUAUUGAUCUGUGGAACACUACACCUUUACAUUUAGUUCCUCAUCAGACAGAGGCUUCCUCUAUACUAAUAGUUUCAUCUGUAGAUGAUGUACUAACUCAGUUAGAAGAGUCUCAAGUCAUACUUGCAACAAUUAAAGGAUCUUCCUAUAUUGGGCCCAUUAAGGAUCUUGUGCAUGAAUGGGAUCAAAACUUAACUCUCUUCUCUUAUACUCUUGAGGAAUGGAUGAAUUGUCAAAGAAAUUGGCUUUAUCUUGAGCCAAUCUUUCAAUCUUCAGAAAUACAAAGGCAGCUCCCAGCAGAAACAGCACUUUUCUCUCAUGUGAUUUCCAUGUGGAAAGAAAUAAUAUCAAAAAUACAAAACAAACUGAAUGCUUUCCAAAUAAGCACCUCUGCAGGAGUCCUUGAAAUAAUGCAAAAUUGCAAUAUACAUCUUGAACACGUAAAGAAAAAACUUGAGGACUACCUUGAAAUUAAAAGAAUGAUUUUCCCUAGAUUCUAUUUUCUUAGCAAUGCUGAACUUCUUGAUAUUCUAGCUGACAGCAAAAAUCCUGACUCAGUACAGCCUCAUCUCGUGAAAUGUUUUGAAAAUAUAAGACAAUUAUUGAUAUGGAAACAAGAAAUUGGCCCUCCUGCUGUAAAAAUGAUUAUAUCUGCUGAAGGAGAAGGUCUUGUGCUACCGAAGAAAAUUCGUGUAAGAAGUGCUGUGGAACAGUGGCUGGUAAAUGUAGAAAAAAGCAUGUUUGGUGUGCUAAAAAAACUUUUAAGUCAAGGAGUUGAAGACUGGAAAUGCCAAACGUUUUCUCAAUGGGUGGUAUCUCAUCCAGGACAAGUGGUACUCACUGUGAGCCAGAUCAUGUUUUAUAGUGAUUGUAUCCAAAGUUUUGUGAGUUCCCAAGCCAGAGAAGAGUUGGAAAAAGUCCACGCCAGUUUGAUAUGUUACCUAGAAGAGGUUGCAGAGCUGGUAGUGCUGGAUACUAGUAACUCUAGAACAAAAGCUGUGCUAGAGGGACUGCUUACCAUUUACGUUCACUGCAGAGAUACAGUGUCAAAUUUAUUACUUAAAAAUAUCUUCAGUGCAGAGGAUUUUGAGUGGACAAGACAUUUGCAAUAUAAAUGGAAUGAAAAACAGAAGUUGUGUUAUGUGUCUCAAGGAGACGCCAGCUUCACGUAUGGCUAUGAGUACCUGGGCUGUGCCCCAAGGUUGGUUAUUACGCCACUCACAGACCGAUGCUGGCUCACUCUCAUGGGAGCACUACACUUGAAUCUUGGAGGCUACCCUGCUGGUCCAGCUGGUACAGGGAAAACCGAGACAGUCAAAGAUUUAGCAAAAUCCUUGGGCAAACAUUGUGUAGUCUUCAACUGCUUUAAAGAUUUGGAUUAUAAGAUUGUGGGGAAACUAUUCUUUGGACUAGUUCAGUCGGGAGCAUGGUGUUGUUUUGAUGAAUUCAAUCUAAUCGACGUGGAAGUUCUCUCCGUCAUUGCCUCCCAGAUCCUAACAAUUAAGGCUGCAAAAGACAGCUAUUCUGUCAGGUUUGUACUGGAAGGAAAAGAAAUUCGCGUCAAUAUGUCUUGUGCAGUAUUUAUCACUAUGAAUCCUGGAUAUAGAGGUCGCGUAGAGCUUCCAGAUAACUUACAAUCUCUUUUUCGCCCGGUGGCAAUGAUGGUGCCCCAUUAUCAAAUGAUUGCUGAAAUAAUCCUAUUUUCAGUUGGUUUCAAAUCUGCAAAAUCACUCUCUGGAAAGCUAGCUAACCUUUACGGGUUAGCUGACAGACAGCUCUCACAACAGGAUCAUUAUGAUUUUGGCUUAAGAGCUCUGAAGACAGUUUUAAUAAUGGCUGGGAAGAAGAAACAAGUGUUUAAACGUGAUACCAAAGACAAUCUUUCCGAAGCAGAUGAAACUCUGAUCAUCAUUGAGGCUAUAAGAGAAGCAAGUUUACCAAAAUUUUCUCCUGAAGAUGUCCCACUUUUUGAAAAGAUUAUAGAAGACAUUUUCCCUGGACUGUCAGUUUCCAAAGUAAAUCAGCUUGCCUUAGAGAAAGUAAUAACUAUUUCAGUACAACAAUUAGGCUUACAACUUUGGCCAUCUCAGAAGGAGAAAGUUAUACAGUUUCAUAAUCAACUUCAGGCUUGUGUUGGAGUAAUGUUAGUGGGCCCAACAGGUGGAGGAAAGACAACAGUCAGAAGAAUUUUAGAAAAAGCAUUAAUAUUAUUACCAGUUGUAGACAUACUAUCAGUUGAAGAAAGGCUAUCUUUUUCAAAGAUUCCAGGAAGAAAAGGAAAAGUAGAUAUUUGUAUUUUAAAUCCCAAGUGUAUCACUCUUGGUGAACUAUAUGGAUACCUGGACCCUAAUACAAUGGAAUGGACUGAUGGGUUAUUACCAUCAACGAUUCGAAGUUAUGUGUAUUUCAACACUACAAGAUAUUCAAGGAAAGAUAUUGAUGUUGAACCAAAGUCAGGAAUCUCAGAUUUAUCUAAUGUUUUCAAACUUGAUGCCUCCGAUACAACUGAUAUGGAUGAUAAUGUUUUUGAAGAGAUAGAGAAAGAUGUUACAACUACAGAAAGUCAUAAUUUUGACUGGCAGUGGAUUGUCUUAGAUGGUCCAGUGGACACCUUAUGGGUAGAAAAUCUAAACUCUGUGCUCGAUGACACUAGAACACUCUGCCUAGCAAACAGCGAGAGAAUAGCUUUAACUAAUAAAAUAAGAGUGAUUUUUGAAGUGGACAGUCUUUCUCAGGCCAGUCCUGCUACCAUCAGCCGAUGUGCAAUGGUCUAUAUGGAUCCAGUUGAUCUGGGAUGGGAGCCUUAUGUUAAGUCAUGGCUUUCAAAAACUUCAAAAAUUAUGAAUCAGUCAGGAGUGAAUUGUCUUAGAUUCAUGAUUAAUAAAAGUGUCAAACAUGGACUACAAUUUAUAAAGAAGCAUCAGAAAUCCCAGCCAUAUCCUAUAGAGGACUUAACCAUCAUCAUAACUCUCUGCAGAAUUCUUGAUGCUUUCUUUGAAUUUAUGAGUAAUCAUGGAGGAUUUGGACAAAGUCAUGUUUUGAGUGACACUUCAACUAAGGAAACAAAAUCUUCAGAAGUUUCUGUCAAAUUCCAGAAUACAGAAAAGAGGGAUGGAAAUACAUGGUUUUUGGAGAAAAAUCCUGAUAAAUUAACAAUAAUGCUUCAAAAGCUUUUUGUGUUUGCAUUUACUUGGGCAUUUGGAGGAACUUUAAAACGUGAAGAUGAGCAUGAAAAUGAUCUGUUAUUUUGUUCAAAUUUUGAGCCUGAUUCUCUAGCAAGAGUAACCUAUGAUUUUGACAAACUUGUUCAUGAAUUAUUUGAAAACAGUUUACGAAUAAAUGUCAACCUACCAACGGGUGAGCAUUCUAUCUUUGGGUAUUUUGUGGAUUUACAGCGAUGUGAAUUUGUACCUUGGUCAGAUUUAGUUCCUAAUGUUCAGACAUUAAUUCAAAGAGGAACUUCAAUACUAACCGGUCUUCAAGAAUCUGGUGAAAACCUUUCGAAGAUAGCAGAAUGUGGAGAAUGUAUCAAUUACACUGCCACAAGAGACACAACAUGCCUUUCUUUUCUAAUGAGCCUUCUUUUAAAGAAUUUCUGCCCUGUACUUCUCAUAGGAGAGUGUGGUGUUGGGAAAACUGCUGCCAUUAACCAAAUGCUUGAAAAGUUAAAGGGCCCAGGAGCAUUUGAUAUAAAAUAUGGGUCAAUUUUAGGAGAAGUCCUAUUAUAUAAUGAAAUUAAAAAAUCAAGCCUAAAACAGAAUAUCAGCAUCUUGAUUUCUGAAACUCCUAAGGCAACUACUGGUCUGGAUAUUACUACUAAGAAGUCCAAAUAUAGAGCACAUGAAAGUUCAUUUAAAAAUUAUAGAGGAAUUAUAGUCUCUACAAUAAAUUUUAGCACUAAUAUGACAGCUGCCCAAGCCAAGGAGAUGAUACUUAAGAAGUUAGUAAGAAGAACAAGAGACACUCUUGGAGCACCAAGGAACAACAGGAUUGUAGUAUUUAUUGAUGAUAUAACUAUGCCAGUAGCAGAUAUGUACGGAGCACAUCCACCCCUGGAACUGAUCAGACAAUUAUUAGAUUUGGGAGGGGUUUAUGAUACUGCAAAAAAUGUAUGGAAGAAUAUUCAAGAUCUCUCUCUAGUUGCAGCUUGUGUUCCUCCAGUUGGUGGGAAUGAUAUUAACCCACGAACCCUCAAACAUUUUUCCACGCUGGUAUUGCCUCAUCCACCACAAAGUGCCUUACGGACUAUUUUCCAGGCUCAUUUGGGAAUGUAUUUCUCUGUCAAUAACUUUACAUCUGACGUUCAGAAAAGCAAGGAUCAGAUAACGUCUUGUUGCCUAGCUAUAUACUAUCGAGUAUGUCAGAGCAUGUUGCCAACUCCAACAAAAUGUCACUACAUGUUUAAUCUUCGAGAUUUGUAUAAGCUUCUCCUCGGACUGCUGCAAGCUGACAGGGCGAUUAUUAACUCCAAAGAGAUGGCUGCUCGGCUCUUUGUUCAUGAAGCCGCCCGAGUCUUUCAUGAUCGCUUAAUUGAACCCACUGAAGAAAGCCUUUUCUACCAGUUGCUUUCAAAGGAACUUGAGAACUAUGUUAAGAUUCAAUGGACUCAAGAAAACUUGAUGAAUGACUCAACUGUAUUUGUGGACUUCUUGGAUCUGAACAAGUCUCAUAGAAGAAAAGUCUAUCAGAAUACUAACGACUAUGAUAAACUUGCCAGUGUACUUAAUGAAUUCCAAAUCAAGCUGGGUUCAGCAUCUUUGGAGAUUUCUCAUUCCAUUGUGUUCUUCAAGGAAGCUAUACAACACAUCACAAGAGCUACGAGAGUCCUUCGACAACUAGGGAAUCACAUGUUACUGAUUUGAAUAGAUGGAUGUGGAAAAGACACUUGUGCAACCAUGGCCUGUUAUUUGGCAGAACACAAACCAUAUCAAAUGUCUAUGACUCACAAUUAUUCUUACGUAGAAUUCAAGGAAAUCUUUAAAAAGGUGUUUAUUCAAGCAGGGCUAGAAGGAAACCCUACUGUAGUGAUGGUUGGUAAUUUAAACCUAGAACAAUACUCAUUUUUGGAAGAUUUGAACUGUAUUAUCAAUUUGGGAAAAAUACCUGACUUGUUUGAAAAUGAGGAGCUGGACUCUAUUAUAAAAAAGAUAAGAAUCCUUUUUGAACAGCUGAGUCAUGUGGAUGACAGACAAUCUUUGCUUUCAUUCUUCCAAAAGAGAAUAUAUAAAAAUCUUCAUAUUUUUAUGAUCAUGAGUCCUGUGGGAUCUAACUUUCGCCAAAUUUGUAGAGUAUAUCCUUCCAUGAUUAGCUCCUGCACGAUUGAUUGGUAUGAAAAGUGGCCAGAAGAAGCUCUCCUUAUUCUAUCCAACUCUUUCUUGAGAGAAAAGGUGGAUUUAGAAAACAGAGAGAAUGUAAAAGAAAAACUUGCCCCAACAUGUGUCCAAAUCCACAAAAGUAUAAAAGACUUGAAUACAAAAUACUUUCAUGAAACUGGAAGAUACUAUUAUAUCACUCCCAGUAGCUACUUGCAAUUUAUGGAAACAUUUGCACACUUUUUGAAGUCACGAGAAGAAGAGAUGCAAACAAGGAGGGAUCGUUUUUAUACAGGUCUAUCCAAGAUCCUAGAAGCAACCAGAUUAGUUACUGAUAUGCAAGAGGAGCUCUUAAUUCUUGGCCCUCAAAUAGAACAAAAAACAAAGGAAAUAGAAAUCCUAUUGGAAAAACUACGGAAAGAUUCACAAGUAGUUGAGAAGGUUCAGAUGCUUGUUAAACAGGAUGAAGAAACUGUGGAAGAAGAAAUAAGAAUUGUGGAAGACUAUGCUCAGAAAACUGCCAAUGAACUAAAAAGUGUGCUGCCAGCUUUAGAGAAGGCCAUUAUAGGUCUAAAUGCCCUGGAUAAAGCUGAUGUUGCUGAAUUAAGAGUAUACACUCGGCCUCCCUUCCUCGUGCUGACUGUCAUGAAUGCAGUGUGUAUUCUUCUGCAAAAAAAACCUAACUGGGCAACAGCAAAGUUACUUCUUUCAGAAACUGGUUUCCUAAAAAAAUUGAUUAACCUCGACAAGGACAGCAUACCUGAUAAGGUUUUCCUGAAGCUGAAAAAAAUUUUAACUUUGCCUGAUUUCAACCCAAACAAGAUUGCUCUGGUUUCUGUUGCUUGUUGCUCAAUGUGCCAGUGGGUUAUAGCUUUGAAUAACUACCGAGAAGUACAGAAGCUGGUGGGUCCUAAACAAAUCCAAGUAGCUGAAGCUCAAGACGUCCUUAGAAUUGCACGACAGAGGUUGGCUGAAAAACAAAGAGGUUUGCAGAUGAUUGAAGAACACUUGCUGUUCUUGCAGGCAGCCUACAAAGAUGUUGUUGCUGAAAAACAGCAAUUAGCAAAUCGGAGAAAACUGGCCACCAAGCGCUUACAGUGUGCAUCUAUCUUACUAACUGUCCUGGAAGAUGAGAAGACUCGAUGGCAAGAAACAAUCAGUCAAACAGACGAAAAGCUGGAAGGAAUUUUGGGGGACAUACUUCUUUCAGCAGCAUGCAUUGUCUUCAGUGGAGUUUUGACACCAGAAUUUCGCCAGUUGAUUGUGAAAACAUGGGAGAAUAUUUGCAAUGAAAACAAGAUUUCUUUGUCUUCCAGCUUUUCUUUAAUUGAGGUCAUGACACAAGAACAUGAGAUCCGCCGAUGGCAUAAUCAGGGACUACCUCUCGGUCAGUAUUCAACAGAGAAUGCCAUCUUGAUCAAGAAUGGGCAGCAGUGGCCACUGCUCAUUGACCCACAUAAGCAAGCCCACACCUGGAUCCGUCAGAUGGAAGGAUCCAGACUGCAGGAACUCUCCGUUGUGGAUAGCAAUUACACCAAAAAAAUUGAAAAUGCUAUGAAAACAGGAGAGAGUGUCUUGUUACAGAAUCUCCCUGAAACAUUAGCUCCAGGUUUAAAGGCAAUCUUGAAGAAGGAUAUCUAUCAGAAAAGAGGACAACAUUUCAUACGAGUUGACAAUUCUGAGAUUGAAUACAAUCCCAAAUUUAGGCUGUACUUGUCUACAGAAAUGGACAACCCCCAUUUUCUUCCAUCAGUUUAUAACUUUGUCACUAUGAUCAACUUCACGAUAACAUUCCAAGGGUUGCAAGAUCAACUCUUAUCUACUGUAGUAACUCAUGAAGUUCCUCAUUUAGAAAAUCAACGUUCCCAGUUACUUGAGAGCAUCUCCCUUGAUGCUGUAACUCUUGAAGAACUGGAGGAAAAAACAUUAAAUUUACUACAGAAAACACAAGGAUGCGUAUUAGAUGAUGAGGAACUUGUAGAUAACUUAAGAAAAUCCAAAAUGACUUCCAAUGAAAUUUCAAGGCGUAUCAAAGCAACGGAAAAAGCAGAACGUAAAAUCCAAGCAACACGUAAAAAUUAUCUCCCCAUCGCUACUCGAGGCGCCCUGCUUUACUUUCUAGUGGCUGGUCUUACACAGAUCAACUACAUGUACCAGUUCUCCCUAGACUGGUUUCGUCGGGUUUUUGUUUUAUCAAUAGUUUCCAAAAGCAAAGAACAAGGACAUAGUUUGAAAAUGGAGAAAACGAUACAUCCAAAAGUUUCUAAGAUUACAAAUAUCUCAAAACCUAACUUGGAACGUGAAAAUAAUCUCUUAGACAGGCAUAUUAAAAAUAUGAUAGAUGCAUUGACAAGAAACAUUUUUAAGGUGGUUUCUUCAGCUCUAUUUAAUCGACAUAAACUUUGCUUCUCCUUUCGGCUUUGCACUGCAAUCAUGCAAAACAAUGCUAAUGAACAUUUAAUGCAAGAUGACAUUGGAUUCCUACCAGAAGAAGAAUGGAACAUCUUUUUAUAUUCUGGCAUAUUAAUAAAUAUUAAAACUUUACUACUCCACCCUAGGCUUAACAGCAUAUUUGAAAUACGUAAAAAUCAACACCUUCACUGGCUGUCAAGUUCCAAGUGGAAGCAGUGCCAAUAUGUCAGUAGUCAACUGGAACCGUUCUCACUUCUUUGUAAAUCCCUUUUAUCAAACAUCUCACAAUGGGAUACUUUUAAGAACAGUAAGGACAUCUAUUCUCUAAUCAGCACACCUUUCUGUUCAGAAAAUGCUUCAUUGGAAGAAAGAAGAAAAUCACCAGAGGAAACUGAACUUUUAAAUGAAAAUGAAGAAAUGCACAAUCCUAUAUAUUUUCCAUGGGAGAAACUUACUCCAUUUCAGAGACUUAUUUUGAUAAAAAUUCUUAGACCAGAACUUUUAAAUAAUUCAGUGAGAAAGUUUGUAACUGAAAAAAUGGGAAGAGACUAUCUCCACAGAACUGGAAUUAAUUUAAAAGAAUCGUAUGAAGAAUCCAGUGCCAGAAUUCCACUGAUACUUGUGUACUCUCGUGGGAUUGACCUGACCAAUACUGUCCUAAGAUUUGCACAGGAGUUAAAAGGAACAACGGAUGACGUGGCAAUGAUUUCUUUGGGCCGUGGCCAGGCAGCUAAAGCUGAAGAUCUCAUUGUUAAGGCACUAACCAGAACACAGCAAUGGGUCUUCCUGCAGAACUGCCACCUCGCAGCAUCAUUUAUGCCAAGGCUGUGCUCUAUUGUAGAUUCACUCAGUAAUCCAGAUGUGACAGUAGAUCCCGAGUUUAGGCUAUGGUUAAGCUCAAAAUCAGAUAGUUCUUUCCCAAUUCCUAUUCUUCAAAAGGGUUUAAAGAUUGCUGUGGAACCUCCCCAGGGAUUGAAAAGUAAUUUACUUCAGACAUUUGGAUACAGUGGGAGUGGAGAAAUAACAAAAGACAUAUUUGAAAACCCCGACUGUGGACAAUGGUGGAAAAAAAUUUUAUUCAGCCUAUGUUUUUUCAAUGCUGUGAUCAAUGAAAGAAAAAAUUAUGGAACAUUGGGCUGGAAUAUUGCUUAUAAAUUUAGUUCUUCAGACUUGGAGGUUACCAUAAAAACACUGGAAAACACCCUGAGUGGACAGUCCAAUAUUCCAUGGCAGGCACUGCGCUACCUGAUUGGGGAAGUGAUUUAUGGUGGCCAAGUCACUGAUACGUGGGAUAAGCGAUGCUUAAACACCCUUCUGUACAAAUUUUGUAAUCCUGAAGUGCUGAAAGAUGACUUUAGUUUCUCUUGUGAUGAGAUAUGUCAGCCAGUGCCAAAAUACGGGAGCAUGGAGGACUACAUACACAUUAUCCAGUCCUUACCUGACGAUGAAUCUCCCGAGGUCUUAGGGAUACAUCCUGAAGCCACAAGGAGCUGUGGGGAGACCAAAGGCCAGAAGUUAAUUGAAAGUCUCAUUGCUAUGCAACCAAAAACUACCACAGCCAGCCUCAUGACCUGUUCUGAGCAAAGUAAUGAUGAAUUGGUGAUAGAAAUUUUAUCCGACGUGCUAACACGGCUGCCACUGACAGUGGAGAAAGAAGAGUGUGCUGGAACUCCAAACACAUUUAAGUGCAUGAUGUUAAGCCCCAUUUGGAAGUCUCUUUACAGCAGUGUCAGUGGCUAUGAUCCCCUUAUCCAUUGUGUCUUACUAAUCUUUUUGAAACAAGAAAUUGAACGAUUUGAUAAGUUAUUAUCUGUCAUACAUAAAUCUUUAAAAGAUCUUCAACUUGCUAUAAAAGGAGAGAUCAUCCUCACCCCAGAAUUAGAAGAAAUAUAUGACUCUAUUCUUAAUACAAGAGUGCCUACCUUGUGGCAGAAACACGCCUACAAGUCAUGUAAGCCUCUGAGUUCCUGGGUUAAUGAUCUCAUCCAGAGACUGAAUUUCUUCAAUACCUGGGCCAAAGUGGCCUACACUGCAAUACAUCAGCGGUACAUGAGAUUUAUCACGGCUCGUAAGCAGACUAUUCCUAAUGCCACACACCCUGCAGAUCUGGAAAGCAAUUUCUUUGAAGGAUUUCCUGCAAAAUAUUGGCUCCCAGCUUUCUUCUUUCCACAAGCUUUUCUCAUUGCUGUGCUUCAAGACUAUGGAAGGGCCCAAGGAAUCUCUAUGGACACCCUCACUUUUACCCACCAUGUGAUCUCUGACACCACCGACACCGAAGACGAGCUCUCCAUAAUUAUCCAGAGAAAACUCAACAUAGUCAGGAAAGCCUUUAAGGGCUCAGACCCCUCACACACAGGAGUGCACAUUUUUGGUCUGUACAUCGAGGGAGCAAGGUGGAAUCAUGAACAAAAAAUACUGGAAGACUCACCUCUGGAGCUAUGUUGUGAUUUCCCUGACAUAUACUUUAUGCCAACAAAGGUUUCUCCUGAGGAACCAGAUGCUUCUAACAAGACAGAUACUGAACUCUAUACUUUUGAAUGCCCAAUUUACCAGACACCUGAGAGGUCAAGAAUUUUGACAACUACUGGCUCAUCCACAAGUUUGUUAACAUCCGUGUAUUUAUCAACAAAGAAACCUCCUAGUCAUUGGAUCACAAUGCAGGUUGCACUGCUGUGUGAGAAUAAUGAAUGAAAAAAUUCUGUAACAAACCAUUUUAAUGUUGGCAGAUUUACAUGUUUCAAGACACCGACACAUCGUCGACAUCCUUCAUAAAAACAUGUGUAUCCAGCCGGACUGAAUAGGUGCAGUCUCUUUCUUUCAUCUGAACGGAAAAACUUCAAUGUGCAGGGGAACCUUCCAGCUGCAUUUCAUUCUAAGCACGUGUAAGAGCUGAUGUGUAGUUAUCUCUGUAGUCGAGCCGUAGUCCAGGUCAGCCUAACCUGGAAUACAGCAUGUUUGACUCUCCUCAAAGUGAAAACCACACCACCUAGCAAAACACCAGGGCAUGUUUUCCUGAGCUCUGAUUUAAAGUGAUCUGUGAGGUUACAUACAUAAAAUAUACACAUGUAGAGCUGUUCUUUGGAACACUUCCCCCAGCUGAGCAGCAGACUUCUGAAA